Molecule: messenger RNA, 1909 nt
Organism: Melanotaenia boesemani (Boeseman's rainbowfish)
Lineage: Eukaryota; Metazoa; Chordata; Actinopteri; Atheriniformes; Melanotaeniidae
Product: N-acetyllactosaminide alpha-1,3-galactosyltransferase-like
Exons: 6
Coding region: 224-1219 (331 amino acids)
Biological process (GO): carbohydrate metabolic process
Cellular component (GO): vesicle; Golgi apparatus; membrane
Molecular function (GO): hexosyltransferase activity
Source: RefSeq, a predicted model, not a curated record
GUACCAUUUACCUCCCCAAUCCGACAUAACUGGUGAGCUCUCCAGGUGAUACACAAGCUAAGGAGAGGUUUCUAAAUCCAGUUCGUCACUGGACUUGUUAAUGAGGCUUGCAGGUAUCUGAGAAAAGCUCCUCACCGAUCUGCCAGCCAGCUACUCUGACUGCUUCACAAUUUGGCUGCUCAACCACGUGUUUCAGCAAGAAGAAAGGAGGAAGGGGAAGAACAUGGGAAGGACUGCUGGAACAUAUACCUGCCUUGUGCUGCUUGUUUUAGGUUUCAUUUGUCUCACUUCCUAUUUAAGGUAUUUAACAAGCAUUUCCUUUAUGAAGAAUCUGCCAAUGGCCAUUGAAGGAACACCAAUACUAAUCACCAAUUUGGAUUCCACUCUUGACUUUGGUGCCAGACCAGCAGUUCAGACGCUCACUUCCUGGCAUGCUCCUAUCAUCUGGGAGUUAAUGUUUGACCCCAAACUUUAUGACAAAAAGCACCAAGAAGGAAAUACAACCGUGGCACUCACUGUGUUUGCCGUAGGAAGGUACCUCGAUGCCUAUCUCAACACUUUCCUAACAUCAGCAGAAAAGCAUUUUAUGAUUGGAUUACCGGUGACAUAUUACGUGUUUACAGAUUUACCAGAGAAGGUGCCGAAAUUUGAACUUGCUCCUCAGCGAGACCUGAAAGUUGUCAAGGUGCAAAAGAAUAGCAGAUGGCAGGACAUCUCCAUGAUGCGAAUGAAGACCAUAUCAGAAGUGAUAGAAACGGAACUCGAAGGAAAGUUCAGUUAUCUCUUCUGCUUUGAUGUUGAUCAAGAGUUUAAGGGGAGAUUUGGUUCAGAAGCCCUCGGGGAGUCUGUGGCUUUGCUCCAUGCCCAUUUUUACAAACUUCCAAAGGAGAGGUUCACCUAUGACAAACAACCCAAAUCUAAAGCUUACAUGAAGGAGGGAGAUUACUACUACCAUGCUGCUAUCUUCGGAGGAUCGUUGGAAAAAGUGAAGGCUUUGGCAGACUUUUGUCAUGUGAGCAUCAUGGAGGAUAAAAUGAAUGAAGUGGAGGCUCUGUGGCAUGAUGAGAGUCAUCUAAACAAGUACUUCUGGCUUUAUAAACCAAGCCGCCUCCUCUCACCUGAGUACUGCUGGGACCCCAUUAUUGGUGACAAGAGUGAUAUUAUGGUCACUCGCCUAAUAUGGGAACUAAAACAAUAUAACAUGGUUCGUACUCGGUAGUGUGGCCACAAUCAAAAAGACUUCAGAGACUGGGAUGAAUUUGUGUGGGAUGAAUUUUCUGGGAUGAAUUUGAACAAAAGUGUGAAUAUGUUUACUGUCUUGACAGAAGGCCUAAACAAAAAACUUUUUUGAGAAGUGAACUCAGGUACAAAGGUUUUUUUUUCUAACAAAUAUUUCUUUAUGCAUCUAAGAAUAGCAUUAAAAGGAAAAAUCAGUCUUUCCAUUUAUAGCCGGACAGCUGUGAAGCCCAAUAAUGAAGCUGAACUGUCUGAGGAUCACUGGGAUGCCUGGUAAUUUAAAAAAAAUGUAUACAUUUGCAAGUGAAGAUCAAGUCUGGAUUGAAAUCAGUUCAUCAUGUACAUGUAGCUUCACUGCUUUCUAUGACACUGUGAUUGAAUAGAAAGCUUUGUGCCCCCUUAAGAAUCACAGAUAAUUGUUUAUUAAUUUCACCAAAUACCAAAUAAAAUUCUAAAAUUGAUCCCCAACAGCUCUUUAUUAAUGCUGCCAUGGUAACCGUCAGUAUGGUCACCUAAAACAGUUGGCCACUCAUACUUAAUGUGAACUAAUCCAUACAAGAAUUUAUAGUAGAGCUGUAACUUUGGGGUGUGUUUGCUUAUGAAUUUGUGUUGAUAAGCAAUGCUGUUAACUUUUUUUUUUGAGAAAACCAGUCUGUGUAGUUUCUCAUGUGUG